Molecule: messenger RNA, 453 nt
Organism: Thamnophis elegans (Western terrestrial garter snake)
Lineage: Eukaryota; Metazoa; Chordata; Lepidosauria; Squamata; Natricidae
Product: transmembrane protein 258-like
Biological process (GO): protein N-linked glycosylation
Cellular component (GO): membrane-bounded organelle
Source: RefSeq, a predicted model, not a curated record
AUGGAGCUUGAAACAAUGAGCAGAUACACCAGUUGGGUGAAUCUGGCAGUGUUUUUACAUCUCACUGUGGUGCUCCUGGCCAUUGGCAUGUUCUUCACAGCUUGGUUCUUUGUUUAUGAAGUGACAUCCACCAAGUAUACCCGGGACAUUUCUCAUCUCUCAUCUACUAUUUCUCAACUACUCAUCUCUCUAGUAGCAUCACUCUUCAUGGGCUUUGGAGUUCUCUUCUUAUUGCUGUGGGUUGGAAUCUAUGUGUGACAGUAGUUUGGAGCUAUUUCAGAAGCCUUUCUGUACCUCCUUUUUACUUUUUUAUUGAACAGUGUGGCUUAUCACAGUUCUGGACUAUAAUUCUAACAUGUGAGAAUUCUAACAUCAGAUCAAUAAAUCUGAAUCUGUGAUAAGCUGGAGAAAAAAAAGAAGAAGAAAAAGAGAUGUUCUGGUAGUCAAUGAUGA